AUCUUAAUGUUGGUAUAUUUGCGCAGACCAGCGGCGGUCACACCACACUAAAUGCAAUAAACAAAUUUCUAACUUAUUUUGCAACAAAUGCAAACGCUGAGAAUCUAGCUGGACACAGUCGCGUGGGAACAGCAAGGAUACACGCAGGACGUGAGGACGCGCGAAAAGUCAGGUGCCGACAUGUUGGUCAAGUGCUGCAUCGGAUUUGGGUCACUCUGGCCACUGGCCAUGAUGGUGGCCUUUUGCACUGCCUACAAGAACGUUCGUCUCCAGGACAACAUGUGCUCGGACAAACUGUUCUACACGCUGGCCAAGCCGUUCCGUGGCGAUCCGACUGUGCGGCUGGAGUUCGAGGACACCUCCGGAGCGAUCGUGACGCAGAUGUGGAAUUUGACACUGCCCCACGGCCAUACGGCCAACAAGAUUAAGUACGAUUGCCAGUUUAGGGUGGUGACCAGCGAGCGACCGCGACGCGGCAUUUACACUAUCAUUACGCGGCUUAAGUUUCGGCGCGACCCCGUUUCCAAGGAGUGCAUCGACUACAUUCAGUUCAGCAGCGGCAAUCGCUCGCCCAGCGAACGCAUUUGCACGGACAUCUCCAUUGAUGGCCCGGCGGGACGUCUGAUCUUCGAUCAGCGUGAUCGCGACGUCAACGUGCACAUAUUUAUCGAUCGAUCGCGUCAUAUACUAGGCGAUCCCCUGGAGCUGCGCAUGGUGCUAACGGCACACUCGGAGUGCCAGUUUAAUGGAGACUUCCUUUGCGAGCCCAACGACCAGUACUCGUGCAUUUCGCGUCAUUUUGUGCGGGACAAUAUCACCAAUUGCCUGUAUCCGUGCCGCGACGAGGGCACCUGCUUUCACGACGCCAUUGUGCCGGAGAUCGAUACGGCCAAUGUGGCUAUAUCGGCGCUGACCUCGCUCAUCUUUACCAUGGUGGGCGUGGGUUUUUGUGUGUGGAUCUGCUGGAAGUAUUGGAACUGCAUAACGGUGCAGCAACGGGCGCACGAAGCCUCCGCUGCCCGCUUCAAUCAGCGUCGAGUCAGAUCGGAUGUGCCCACCAUUGAGCUGCCACCAUCGGUGCACUACGAUGAUAGCGUCCUGCACGAGCACGAUACCCAGCAGCAACAGCAACCCGCCACGCCAAAGGAUCUACCGCCCAGCUAUGAGUCCCUGUUCCCGGAAAGAUAAAGAUCCGCGACGGGUGUCGCUCCGCUUUGUGCCAGAUCAGCAAGUACUUGGUAUCGCACACUUGUUGUAUUAGUCCUAUUAGGUAAUUGUAUCUCUAUCUGAACCGUUCAGCAAUCCAUGUAAAUAUGUUAGGACUGAUUUUAUGUUUUGAGAUUAGCAUUAGCGAUCAAACAUCUUUCUCGAUGUGUUCACUUUGAACCAAAUUCCAGAAUACACUCCCCGAGAAUUUCCACAGUUUUACUGUUGUACAUAUAUAUAAGUUUUAUAUUGUUCCACUCUCCGUAUUAUUUGAUUAACUGUAUUGUAAUUGUUAAAAGCGCCCUUUUGGCGAAUGCAAAUUGUUUACUCACUGAUGAAAUCUCACUGGUAUUACCAUACUCAAUGAAAUUAUAUCAAUUAUUUACCUAAGCAUCAAUUAUUUAUAAGCAAAAGCGAAAGCCACACAGUACUAGUCUCUAUAUUAGCUAGCGUAAAUAUUCCAAGGGCCAGCCAAGACUGGGCCGAGCAUUCCACAUAGUUGUACCUGUUUCUGUACUGCAUAGAUAUGUAUAUGUUAUGUAUUUGUACGCAUAGAAUACCACGCGCUUGUAGAUGUCAUUGUUGUGUGCUGGCCGAAAGUGUCAAUUGUUCAAUUUCGAGUAUAAGAUGUAGGCGCAUACGCUCACAAGAUAAUGUACGAACUACAGUAUUUACUCCACACAUGUAACUGCAAUGUAACUGAAAGUUCGGGCUAGUGGUCAGUAGGUCUUAAGCCAAUUAACUCAUAUGUAUACACACGCAACUCACUCAAAUACGUAUAUUAACUGAUAAAUAAACCAACUAAAUCUCAGCAGAGCGUGGCGAAAGUGCGGCUGGGAAUUACCUCACUCUUCGCUUAGCCUCCCCAGUUGCAGGGUGUCGGUUUCAUCACAUGGUGACACACAUCGUGAAUCAGCACGUGCCUUAUCCAAUAACCUGUCGAACCGGCAAUCCGAUCCCCCGCAUCACCAACUCAUCUGCCCAGCAAUCGGCGUUUGGUCACGACUAGAGGAACUGCGUUACUGCCACUGCGUCAUAUCGUGGGCUAAUCAAUGCUGGUCCGCUUACUGUUCUGAAUUAGAUUUUACUUUGUUACCAACCAUGUCGUGGAUGGAUCGCGUUGGAUGUGGCACGUGCUGGGGUCGCCUGGUCGUUGACUCGUCACAAUUGACCAAACUGGUUAUUGCCAUCGUAGCUGCGAGACAAUUUGCUGACCAAUCUGUGCCCCCGUUCAAUGUCGGCCCACAAUUGUCCAAUUGCCUUGGAGUCGCAGUAUGCCAUUCAAUUAGCGAAUGUGCAGCUCUCUUGGCAACCGGUAGCUGCUCCAUGGAUACAUCUCUAUAUAUAACGCCCAGGUGCCAAUUAUAACACGCACACAAAAGAGCCGAGCCGAGCAGCUCGAUCGAUUGAUCGAUCGCUCGAUCUAUUCAUCAAGUUCAGGGUCGAACUCAAAUCACUCCGUCGCUCAUAGAUUGGCCUUAAUUUGUGUCAAGCACCCUGAUAAGGAGUUUGACCGCUCCACCAUCCAUCACCCGAAUCUCAGACCACUGGGGGAUCCUAGAAAUUUCACUCCAUCUUCUUCUGACGACUCCACUUGGUCGGAUCACGAAAUUCACACAGCGUAUUAGCACCUCGCAGAGGGGCGUGUAGGUGUGAGUUCACGCCCAAAAAUAACCCUAAGCAGAGCAGAGAGUUCUUUGGGCCACUUUCGCAGUUUUUUUAAAGCCAACU
Messenger RNA from Drosophila melanogaster (fruit fly), 2937 nucleotides. RefSeq lists its product as uncharacterized. NCBI's taxonomy places the organism in Eukaryota, Metazoa, Arthropoda, Insecta, Diptera, Drosophilidae. The record is from RefSeq and is marked reviewed. The transcript has 3 exons. Bases 181 to 1188 code for a protein of 335 amino acids.